Branchiostoma floridae (Florida lancelet) is the source of this 2630-nucleotide messenger RNA. RefSeq names its product fibropellin-1-like. Gene Ontology annotation, molecular function: calcium ion binding. The coding region runs from base 579 to 2429 and encodes 616 amino acids. The record is from RefSeq and is a predicted model, not a curated record. Gene Ontology annotation, cellular component: plasma membrane; protein-containing complex. The transcript is spliced from 10 exons. NCBI's taxonomy places the organism in Eukaryota, Metazoa, Chordata, Leptocardii, Amphioxiformes, Branchiostomatidae. Gene Ontology annotation, biological process: establishment or maintenance of epithelial cell apical/basal polarity; heterophilic cell-cell adhesion.
UAGAUUUAUAUUGUACUUUAGUUAGAUAUUGUACUGUUCCACACUGCCCUGGGACUGAGCAGCCACCUCAGACACCGCCACCAACAAUCAACAAAUGAGACUGGAUGGACAUGAACUAAUGCUCGGUCACGAGCUGACGCCGAUGAUGAUAUCAGAGAGGGACAAGAAAGAACAACUUUUCACUAUGGAAUUUACCAGAUGAGCUUUCAUUCGGAUAUAAGAAACAACAACCACUGUUUUUAGGAACAGACUGUGGACGUCAAAUCACCAUUAAUUGCCUGCAAACUACAUACGAAUGCAGCAAAGGGAUCGUGAGAUGCAGCUGCGAACAGCAUAACAUGACCAACUACAAUACUCCAUGAAGAGACGACCAUCCUUUCCAGGAGUAAAAGUCUGUUCAUUCCACGAGCGACGCUGCGGAUGGAUAUGUAAGUUUUCAUCAAAUGGAAAAACACAGUGGUAAGUGAGGUAAGUAGGCACGCAUCAGUACCGAUAUGGACUGUGUCCUAUACCGGUGCUGAACACAAAACUAUUGCUGGACCCAACAUGAACAAACCGCGUACUAACCUCAUCAUAACAUGUACCAUAUUAACCAUUACUUCCCGUACGACAAAAUGUUGUUUUUAGACAAAGGUGAAUGCUUGUCGGACCCUUGUCAGAAUGGAGCAACCUGCCUGGAUAGAACGGAUGAAUACAUCUGUGUAUGUGCGCCGGGAUGGGAAGGAACCAACUGCGACAUCAACACCGACGAGUGUGCGUCCGGACCAUGUGAGAACAGCGCCACCUGCCACGACUGGGUGAACUACUACACCUGUAACUGUACUUCUGGAUGGGAGGGAACCCACUGUGAAAUAAACACAGACGAGUGCGCGUCUUCGCCUUGUCUCAACAGCGCCGCCUGCCAGGACAAUGUGAACUACUACACCUGCGACUGCACACCGGGCUACAGAGGAGUGCACUGUGAAGAAGACAUAGACGAGUGUGUAUCAGACCCCUGCUGGAACAGCGCCACCUGUCAUGAUCACGUGAACUACUACACCUGUGAGUGCGCGGAUGGAUACAGCGGGACACAUUGUGAAACAGACAUCAACGAAUGCCAGUCCAGCCCAUGUAGAAACGGGUCGUCCACCUGUGUGGACCGGGUGAACGGUUACAUCUGCCUGUGCGACCCGGGGUGGGAGGGUGUCCACUGUGAAAUAGAUAUCAAUGAGUGUGUCUCACAGCCUUGUCUGAACCAGGGAAGGUGCUUCGACAUCGUGAACGGGUACGGCUGCUUCUGUCGGUACGGUUGGAUCGGCACCCACUGCGACAUCAGUAACUUCUGCGCGUCCAACCCGUGUCAACAUGACGGCACGUGCCGGGACGAACCUCCCGGCUACACGUGCGAGUGCAGGGAAGGAUGGAAAGGCAGAAACUGUGAAGAGUUCAUAGACCGCCCAUGUCCAACCAACCCUUGCGAGAACGACGGACAUUGCAUCAUGGUACCAGAAGGCUUCCGUUGUCUGUGUUACCGGGGGUGGACAGGGACAUACUGUGAGAAAGUAUUCCUUGGUGAAAACGUAGAGGUGGGUUGGCAACUGGGCGAGUCCAUCACCAGGGGGGAGUGGUCAGCAGGGAACGAAGCAAACCUGAUCCAAGACUGCAGACAAUCCGACCGCUUCCCCUUCCGUACAUACAACCAGUGUAACCGUCCAGGAGACGGUGGACAAGCCAUUAGCAACGAAGCACCACACAGUGGCAACUUCUCCUGGCACUUCAAGCGAGGGUACUCCAGCCUAGGAGGCGGUACACCAUUCUCAACAGGCUUGAACACGUGGGCAGGAAGAAAAGACGGACAAUAUUCAGCAGGCGCGGACUCCUUCUAUGCGUCUUUCUUCUUCAAGCUUGCAAACGAUCGUCUUGAUGAGUCUAAGAUAGCCGUAGUCGCAGGAAACCCUCACGGUGACGAGCGAGCUUCGAACUACCUCGAAAUAUUUGCGGAACCGGAGCAAAGAGCAGGCGCCCGCUUUAGAGGGUUACACGUUCGAGUUGCGGACAGUUAUCCAAACUAUACUUAUUGCUCGGUAACUAAGAAUUGUAUAGCAGGGCAUUUCUCUUACAUAGCCGAGAAUCUGACUAUCACAACUUGGCACAGAAUUGAAAUGACGCUACACGCCAAACCGGUAGACUAUUUCGACGAAUGGCAUUACGUGGUGGAUCAAAAGUACCACUUUUCUGGAGGCGCAUACUUUCAAACCGAAAGGUAUGACAAAGGAUGGCCCUACGAGUAUGUAAAUAGACUGAAAUUUCAGCCAAGGCACGACAACUAUAAAAAGAAAUAUUUAGGGUUUUUCUUCGAUGAUGUUUACUACAAGGCGUUCGAUGCGGAAGAGAAAUUUGACACGAUUGAAGAAUACGGAACGUCUUUUGAACCAAUCCCUUUGCCAUAGGUAGAUAAAUAAGAGGAAGAAUAAAUAGAUGCACAUAUCACUAUGUAGGGCCAAACUGAUGUGAUUAUAUGGAUGACAUCCACUGAGAACAAAAAAAAACACGAUGUGAGUGUAGGAAUAAAGUCUGGGAAAAAGUCGUCAUUUUGGAAUCCAACAUGGUCAGGAAGGUUGACCAAAUGACUGAACACACAGAACAUGGUA